CAUGUUGCGUUCGCAGGACUCCACUCAUGACUUCACUCUGACUCGACGCUCAACGAGUCGCAGAUCUUGCUCGCACCCACUGUGACCCAAUCUUGCCCAUUCGCCAUCCGUAUCAGGACAACAGCUCGUGCGACGACCCUCUGACUUAAGUUCAGACUCCUACAAAAGACACCAAGCGAGCCUAGCUUGGACGUACUACGAGAACUGGGCUUGCUCAGCCUCAGGCCUUCCAUAGGUGACUGCAAAACCUCGCACCCGGCUAUACAUUCGAUCUGGGGUGCUGAGUGCCGACAUUGGAAAGCGUACAGGGCCGAUAGCGGUACGAGCAGCGCGAUCCGACCGGUCAUCUUGAGGAUCAAGGGCGAUAGUAUGCGCUUACUGCGGCUCCACACCCUGGCUGCUCUAGCAGCUCUAGCUCCAACUUGCGUACUCGGCGCUUCCUUUACGCUCACCGAUGCCAAGCUGAGCAUCACCUCGUUAGACGGAGGCUCGACGCGCCUUUCAGAAAGUUUCACAGCCACUUCGACGCCUAAGCUCGAAAGACAGAAUUUGGCCGCAGAUGAAAUUCUUAGGUUGUCCUUUUCCGUCAAGGAUGCGAAUGGAGAAGUGGCUGUACCUGAUCAAGUAGCUGUCAAGGUGGACGACGAUAAACGAAAGAGCAUUGUCAAUGCCGUAGCGAUCAAACGAGGAAAAGCGGUGUACUCUCUGAAACCCGACAAAUUGUCUCAUCUGGGUCGAAGCAUCACCGUAUCCAUCCUCGUAGGCAGCGCCGACCCUUCUCUCGACCCUCUCAACCUGCACCUACUAGACUUGCUUCUCCCAGGUCCAGAGCCCACCACCUCCACCCAGUUGACUCAAAGGGCUCGCCUCGAACAGGAACAAGGCUUCAAACCUUGGCCUGCUCGUUUCCACACCUUCGGCAAACCAGCGGCAGAUUCGAUGCCUCCAAAAUCUUUGAGCGCCAUUUGGGCCGGUGCGGUUCUGAUCGUUCCUUGGACAGUACUGCUGGGAUUAUUGUCCAUCCUGCUCCCUUCCCUCUCUUUCAAAGCACCAAGCCUCUCCAUCAUCGCCCUGCUCCUCUCGCUCUGCUACCUGGAAAGCCUGGCAGCCGUGUACUGGUGGAGUCUGACCCUAUUCGAAAUGCUGCCUUGGUUAGCGCUAGGCGGAGUUGUGGCCACUCUUACGGGUAAGGAAGCGCUGGGUCAAUUGAGGAGGUGGAGAUUGCAGAGCAAGAGUGCGCAGGCUACAACAUGAGCCCCGCUUUUCGUUUCCGCUCGAGGUUGUCCUGGUCUGUGCGGAGACGAGCAUCAGUGGAGGGAUUGGCAGAGAAUGUUCAGGAGAGGGAAGGGGGAAAUCCAUCAUUUGUCCAGUUUUCCAUCCCCUUUUUUUUGCUCCUUGAUCCAUUCUCAUGUAGCUAGCUGCAGCACGAUGAGAUCAUCAGAAUGAACGCUCGACUUGAACAUCAAA
Messenger RNA from Ceraceosorus guamensis, 1467 nucleotides. RefSeq lists its product as hypothetical. Gene Ontology annotation, biological process: protein N-linked glycosylation. Bases 370 to 1254 code for a protein of 294 amino acids. Gene Ontology annotation, cellular component: membrane; oligosaccharyltransferase complex. Lineage: Eukaryota; Fungi; Basidiomycota; Exobasidiomycetes; Ceraceosorales; Ceraceosoraceae. The transcript has 4 exons. The record is from RefSeq and is a predicted model, not a curated record.